CGCUCUGACAGCCCCCGGCGCUCCCUCCGCGGCGGGCACAGCGGCUCCCGGCGGCGGCGGCGGCGGCGGCGGAGGAGGAGGAGGAGGAGGAGGACGGUGGUGGUCAGCGGCCGCCCCCCUUCCCCCCCGACCCCUCGGUGGGGACCAUGUUCGCCAAAGGGAAGGGCUCGGCGGUGCCCUCGGACGGGCAGGCGCGGGAGAAGCUGGCGCUCUACGUCUACGAGUACCUGCUGCACGUCGGAGCCCAGAAGUCGGCGCAGACCUUCCUGUCCGAGAUCCGGUGGGAGAAGAACAUCACGCUGGGAGAGCCCCCCGGCUUCCUGCACUCCUGGUGGUGUGUGUUUUGGGACCUUUACUGCGCAGCUCCCGAAAGGCGAGACACUUGUGAACAUUCGAGUGAAGCGAAAGCCUUUCAUGACUAUAGCGCAGCUGCCGCCCCGAGUCCCGUGCUUGGAAACAUUCCCCCGAACGACGGGAUGCCCGGGGGCCCCAUCCCACCCGGUUUCUUCCAGGGACCGCCUGGGUCACAGCCCUCGCCACACGCACAGCCUCCACCCCACAAUCCUAACAGCAUGAUGGGACCCCACAGUCAGCCGUUCAUGUCGCCGCGCUACGCUGGAGGUCCCCGGCCCCCCAUCAGGAUGGGCAACCAGCCUCCAGGCGCCGUUCCUGGUACACAGCCAUUGCUGCCCAAUUCGAUGGAUCCCACGCGACAACAAGGGCACCCUAACAUGGGCGGCCCCAUGCAAAGGAUGAAUCCUCCACGAGGGAUGGGCCCCAUGGGUCCCGGUCCGCAGAACUACGGCAGCGGCAUGAGACCUCCACCCAACUCCCUAGGUCCCGGCAUGCCUGGAAUUAACAUGGGGCCAGGAGCCGGCAGACCGUGGCCGAACCCCAGCAGUGCUAACUCAAUCCCAUACUCUUCUUCAUCGCCUGGUACAUAUGUGGGUCCGCCUGGUGGCGGCGGUCCUCCAGGAACACCCAUCAUGCCCAGUCCUGCAGAUUCAACAAAUUCAAGUGACAACAUCUACACAAUGAUUAAUCCAGUACCGCCCGCAGGCAGUCGAUCGAAUUUCCCAAUGGGCCCUGGCUCUGACGGCCCCAUGGGCGGCAUGGGCGGCAUGGAGCCCCAUCACAUGAACGGAUCAUUAGGGUCAGGAGACAUAGAUGGACUUCCAAAAAAUUCUCCAAACAACAUAAGUGGCAUUAGCAAUCCCCCGGGCACUCCAAGAGACGAUGGGGAGCUGGGAGGCAACUUUCUCCAUUCCUUCCAAAAUGACAAUUAUUCCCCCAGCAUGACGAUGAGUGUGUGAUUUCCCUCCCCCUCCUCUCCAGGAUCAAGAGAGUCAGCUGCCGUUCGGAGGAUCUCAACGAAUUAUGCAAGAAGAAGAAGAAUCUAGGUGUAUGGGCAGGGAGACGCGUGGCGGGGGCCAAAACCCCAGGUUUAGUUUCAUGCAAUAAAAAGGCUGAACUUUUUAUUCCAUAAAACAUGAAGGACAAAACUUAAAAUAUUUCAAGAUGACAAGACCCUUCUUUGUGCAGAAGGGUUUAUAUAUGUACAUGACACUUCUUUUUGGAAACAAACGGAAGCCUCUAGCACCCAACUCCGAUCUCUUUGCUUUGUUUUAAAUAAAGACAGAAACCGAACCUGUUGUAUGUUUGUGCCGUGCAACACCAGGAAGCUAGUCUAGAUAUGAAAUCUCAUGUUGUCUCUGUUGUAGUCAUUUUUUUAAAUAAACUGGACAGUUUACAAUG
Messenger RNA from Cuculus canorus (common cuckoo), 1755 nucleotides. It is a transcript of the gene SSBP3, whose product is annotated as single stranded DNA binding protein 3. Lineage: Eukaryota; Metazoa; Chordata; Aves; Cuculiformes; Cuculidae. Gene Ontology annotation, molecular function: single-stranded DNA binding; protein binding. The transcript is spliced from 18 exons. Gene Ontology annotation, cellular component: nucleus. The coding region runs from base 147 to 1313 and encodes 388 amino acids. The record is from RefSeq and is a predicted model, not a curated record. Gene Ontology annotation, biological process: positive regulation of transcription by RNA polymerase II.